AUGAACAGAGCAGGCAGUAUGCAAUCAAGUCAACCCAAGCUGGAUUGCUGCAAGUUUUCCAAUUGUUCACAGGGUCCAGGAUGUCUAGAUUCUUGUCAGUUUCACUCUUCGCCUUCGCCUUCCAGACCUGUCUCUACAGCGCCGCUGGAGGAGAUGCUGGUCAACCAGUCCAGAGUGUCAUGGCCGUCUACCCCAGGUCCUGUCAUAUAUGUGGUGAUGACUGGUUCAGAAUGUCUAGAGGCGUGUCAGUUCCACUCUCCACCUCCCAGACCUGUCUCUACAGCGCCGCUGGAGGAGAUGCUGGUCAACCAGUCCAGAGUGUCAUGGCCGUCUACCCCAGGUCCUGUCAUAUAUGUGGGUUCAGAAUGUCUAGAGGCGUGUCAGUUCCACUCUCCACCUCCCAGACCUGUCUCUACAGCGCCGCUGGAGGAGAUGCUGGUCAACCAGUCCAGAGUGUCAUGGCCGUCUACCCCAGGUCCUGUCAUAUAUGUGGGUUCAGAAUGUCUAGAGGCGUGUCAGUUCCACUCUCCACCUCCCAGACCUGUCUCUACAGCGCCGCUGGAGGAGAUGCUGGUCAACCAGUCCAGAGUGUCAUGGCCGUCUACCCCAGGUCCUGUCAUAUAUGUGGGUUCAGAAUGUCUAGAGGCGUGUCAGUUCCACUCUCCACCUCCCAGACCUGUCUCUACAGCGCCGCUGGAGGAGAUGCUGGUCAACCAGUCCAGAGUGUCAUGGCCGUCUACCCCAGGUCCUGUCAUAUAUGUGGGUUCAGAAUGUCUAGAGGCGUGUCAGUUCCACUCUCCACCUCCCAGACCUGUCUCUACAGCGCCGCUGGAGGAGAUGCUGGUCAACCAGUCCAGAGUGUCAUGGCCGUCUACCCCAGGUCCUGUCAUAUAUGUGGUGAUGACUGUCAGACUUGACAUCCUCCGUAUUUCCAGGGUUCAGAAUGUCUAG
This is a messenger RNA of Macrosteles quadrilineatus (aster leafhopper), 951 nucleotides long. RefSeq lists its product as uncharacterized. NCBI's taxonomy places the organism in Eukaryota, Metazoa, Arthropoda, Insecta, Hemiptera, Cicadellidae. The record is from RefSeq and is a predicted model, not a curated record. Bases 1 to 951 code for a protein of 316 amino acids. The transcript has 8 exons.